Molecule: messenger RNA, 4149 nt
Organism: Penicillium canescens
Lineage: Eukaryota; Fungi; Ascomycota; Eurotiomycetes; Eurotiales; Aspergillaceae
Product: type I polyketide synthase
Exons: 3
Coding region: 1-4149 (1382 amino acids)
Biological process (GO): secondary metabolite biosynthetic process; fatty acid biosynthetic process
Molecular function (GO): fatty acid synthase activity; 3-oxoacyl-[acyl-carrier-protein] synthase activity
Source: RefSeq, a predicted model, not a curated record
AUGAACGGCGAUACCGGUUUUGCGUGUGUCCCUGAUGGCGAAAAGAGCGCACCUCAGCCCAUUGCCAUCAUUGGGUAUGCCUGCCGGCUGCCGGGGCAGGUCACAUCUCCCAGUGAGCUGUGGGAGCUAUGUACCCGAGCUCGCAGUGGCUGGUCCCCCAUCCCCGAAAAUCGAUUUUCGCUUGAGGCAUUCCAUCAUCCCAACCCUUCGAAGGUUGGCGCAUUCAACCCGGUGGGAGGCUACUUCUUAGAUGAGGACAUUGCCCGCUUUGAUGCUCCCUUCUUCAACCUUACCGUCCAAGAGGCGACAUCCAUGGAUCCCCAGCAGCGUCUGCUGUUGGAGUGCUCGUAUGAAGCUUUGGAGAGUGCUGGCAUUCCAAAAGAAAAUCUUGCGCGCCGGAACGUGGGCGUCUUCUCCGGUGGAAAUUUCGCCGAUUACGAGCUCAACAAUAUGCGCGAUAUUGAGACCAUCCCCAUGCAUCAAGCCACCGGUUGUGCGCCCUCCCUACAAUCCAACCGCAUCUCAUACUUCUUUGAUCUACAGGGGCCCAGUAUCACAGUGGACACCGCUUGCUCUUCAUCUCUUGUAGCGCUUCAUUAUGCAGUACAGAGCUUACGAAGUGGAGAGUCAAAGGAAGCUCUAGUUGCUGGAUGUCGCCUCAAUGUUGUCCCAGAUCUUUUUGUUUCUAUGUCUAUGUCACAACUAUUUAAUGACGAGGGUAAAACUUACUCUUUCGACGAGAGGGCCACGUCCGGAUUUGCACGUGGCGAAGGUGCCGGUGUCGUUAUCUUAAAGCCUCUUGAUGCCGCAAUGCGUGACCGCGACCCCAUUCGAGCAGUCAUUGCCAACUCCGGAGUCAACCAAGACGGGCGAACAAAGGGAAUCACACUGCCUAACGGCGAAGCUCAGGAGGAUCUCAUUCGACGUGUCUACCAAGAUGCCAAUUUAGACCCGGAGGAAUGCGGCUUUGCUGAAAUGCACGGUACUGGAACAAAGGCUGGCGAUCCCAUCGAAGCAGCAGCGAUUCAUGCAGCCCUUGGAAAGGGACGAACUCCGAGAAAUCCGCUCUACAUUGGAUCUGUCAAAUCCAAUAUCGGCCACUUGGAGGGCGCAAGUGGUAUCGCUGCAAUUAUCAAGGGGGCUAUGAUGCUUGAUAGAGGUCUCAUGCUUCCAAAUGCCGAGUUCCGCAAGCCAAACCCUAAUAUUCCCAUGGAUGAGUGGAAUAUGAAGGUUUUAACCACCACCCGGCCCUGGCCUUCUGGCAAGAAAUACUUGAGCGUUUCCAACUAUGGCUUUGGAGGAACGAACGCUCACGUCGUUCUUGAGAAAGCGCCUUUGGAAUCUAAAGCUCCAACUGAGGCAGCCGAAGAUGUCGAGGUGGACCCCAAGCGCAAGCUGUUCCUGAUUUCUGCCAAUGACAAAGAAUCUCUACGCCAUAGGAUCAAAGACUUCGGUGUUUAUUUCGAGCAGCAUCCUGAAGUCUUUGAGAAAGCCCUCUUCGGCAAUUUCGCUUACACUCUUGGAAACAAGAUGUCCCAGCUCUCCUAUCGUGUGGGAGUCUCGGCGACCUCCCUGGAUGAGCUUGGGAUGCGCCUUGCUCAGCUGAAGAUCAACCCAUUCUUGGUCCUUGGUACUCCAAUUCUGUCAUUUGUCUUCACUGGCCAGGGCGCUCAAUGGGCACAGAUGGGUAUCCCUCUCAUGCAUGAAUACCCUGUCUUUGCAUCUGCCAUCACACGAGCCGAUAAAUGUUUACGUGACCUUGGAGCGGAAUUCUCUCUCCUCAAAGAGCUCGAGAAAGACACUGCCACUUCCCAAAUCAAUUCUCCACAUCUAAGCCAGCCGGCUUGCACGGUACUUCAAAUUGCACUCGUCUGUCUCCUGCGGUCUUGGGGUAUCCGGCCUUCUUCAGUGGUUGGUCACAGUUCUGGAGAGAUCAGCGCAGCCUAUGCCGCUGGAAUUUAUGAUUUGGAAGCAGCCGUGGCGCUCGCAUAUCACCGAGGACAAAUGACGUCCCUGCUCAAGGCCAAAUUCCCGGCCUUGAAGGGUGCCAUGAUUGCUAUCGGUGCUAGUCGCGAUGAUGUCCAGCCAAUGUUGAAGACACUUUCCGGAUAUGCCACCGUCGCUUGCGUGAACAGUCCUUCGAGUGUUACCGUCUCAGGAGAUGUGCCAGCAAUCGAUGACCUCGAACAGGUUCUGCAAGACAAGCAGAUCUUUAAUCGACGACUGAAGAUUGACGUCGCCUAUCAUUCUGAUCAUAUGAAGAAUGUUGCCGAUGUAUAUCUCACUGCUAUCGAGAAUAUCCAGCCUUCUACAUCUGCUACGGCUGCAUUCUACUCUUCAGUCUUUGGUCGUCUCACAGAGCCCUCUGAGCUCGGUCCAGCAUACUGGGUUGCAAACCUGACGUCGCCAGUGUUAUUCCCCGAUGCUCUUGCUAAGAUCAUGUCGGAUGAUGAGACACGACCAAAUCUCUUAGUUGAGAUUGGCCCACAUUCGGCUCUAAAGGGUCCUAUUAUGGAUACCUUGAAGAGCUUAGGUCCAAUUGCGUCGAAGAUUGGAUACACUCCCACAAUUCUCCGUAAUGCGGACGCAGCUGAGUCGGUUCUCGAUACAGCUGCUGCUGCCUACGUGAGAGGUGUUAAUCUUAAUAUGACUGAGCUCAACUUUCCCAAGACCGGUGCUAAGAAUCGCUGGCUCCUGACCAACUUGCCUCGCUACCCCUGGCAGCAUGGUACCCGGUACUGGCAUGAUGCACGCAUUCCCCGGAAGCACAUCACAAGAGACCGUGCCAGAAAUGAUAUUCUGGGCUUGUUGGCAAACUAUUCAAAUGAUCUAGAACCGACAUGGCGCAACAUUCUCCGCUUGGACGAUAUUCCCUGGCUCCGGGAUCACCGAAUGCAGGGUAUUCCCCUGGUUAUGGCCAUUGAAGCUGCCCGGCGCGGUGCAGAGCAACAUGAUAUCUCAUUCACCCACUUUGAGCUUCGAGAGGUGGUCGUUGGCGCUGCACUUUGCCUCGGCGAUGAUACAGACACAGAGCUCACUAUCACCCUUCGACCAUACACCGAAGGUACCCGUGGUGCAUCCGAUAUCUGGAGUGAAUUUCGCGUGUGUUCUUGGAACUCAAAGAGAGCGUGGACCGAGCAUUGCACCGGUCUCAUCAGAACCCGUACCGCCCAGAAGCAACAGGCCGCAGCUAUUGGCAACUGUGCUCAUGCCCAGAGUCAUUACGUGGAGAACCGAGUUGCCAAGGUGAACGCAUCGGCUGUGAACCACAUUGAUAUGCCUCACAUGUACCAGGUUCUCAGUGACCUGGGGGCUGGAUAUGGUCCUACGUUCCAAGAUCUUGAGAACUGUUAUGCCAGCUCUUGUUGUUCGUUGGCAGAUUUGCUUGUCCCGGACACGCGAAGUGUUAUGCCAAAAAACUACGAGUCUCCUCUGACUGUUCACCCGUCGUUCCUGGAUGGGCUGCUCCAUCUUGUUUGGCCGAUCCUUGGACAGGGUCAGGGUCGAAUGGACCUGGACACGCUUUACAUGCCAACGAUGAUUAAACAGCUGAGCAUCAGUCGCAAUCUCCCAACCACUGCUGGUGAAUAUGUCAAAGCCUACUGCAAUGGUAGUCCCAGUCUGCCAAAGCCUGAGCCGACUCAUUUUGAUUUGUUUGCUACCCCUGAAGGCUCGACAGAGGCAUUGAUUGCGAUGGAGGGUCUUAUCAUGACUCCACUCAGAAAUUCCAAUAAUCAUCGUGAAGAGGUUCGCAAAUUGUGCUACAAGAUUGAUUGGCACUCGUUGGCCGAGAUCGAAAAUGCCAAGAAUGAGACCGAAGAAUCCGAUGGUGAGGCAGUACCGAACGGCGAUGGUCAUGUCAAUAGAGCAAAGGUCACGAAUGGACACACAGAGCCAAGAGAGCCGGCUCAUUCCAAUGGCAAUGUUGUCAAGCGACAUGAGGUGUUUGUCAGUCAUUUCGGCAAGUCUGAUGGAACUGCCGAUAAACUGAGCAAUCUGCUGUCUGAGACCCCUGGCUGGGAAGCUUCCGUGAAAACAUUUGGUGGAACAGAUUUCUCCGAGAAGCAUGUUGUCCUACUUCAGACUGGAGCUAGCUCUCUCAGGCACCUCACCGAAGAUGUGUUCGAAGGUCUUAAAAGGCCCUGCUGA